GGCAGGGAGGCGGGCCCACCCCGAGCAGCAGCAGAGGAGCGGCGGCGUCGAGACGGCAGAGUGCACAGUGACAGGGCGUUAUCUUUUACAUGAUUAAAACACUAAACCGGGAGGAAUACACGCACGGAUCGAUAGAAACAUAUCCUAAACACCCAGCCCGUCAUGGAAUCCUAUGACAUUUUAGCUAACCAGCCGGUUGUGAUUGAUAAUGGUUCGGGUGUCAUCAAGGCUGGUUUUGCAGGAGACCAGAUCCCCAAAUACUGCUUCCCAAACUAUGUCGGGCGCCCAAAGCAUGUGCGCGUGAUGGCAGGAGCCCUGGAGGGAGACCUCUUCAUCGGACCCAAAGCAGAGGAGCACCGGGGCCUGUUGUCGGUGAGAUACCCGAUGGAGCACGGGAUCGUGAAGGACUGGAACGACAUGGAGAGGAUCUGGCAGUAUGUUUACUCCAAGGAACAGCUGCAGACUUUCUCCGAGGAGCAUCCUGUUCUGCUGACUGAAGCUCCGCUCAACCCCAGCAAGAACAGGGAGAAGGCUGCAGAGGUUUUCUUUGAGACGUUCAACGUUCCUGCUCUCUUCAUCUCCAUGCAGGCUGUGCUCAGCUUGUACGCCACAGGUCGCACCACCGGUGUCGUUUUGGACUCAGGGGAUGGUGUGACCCACGUCGUGCCCAUCUACGAGGGCUUCGCCAUCCCACACUCCAUCAUGCGGGUGGACAUCGCCGGGCGAGACGUCUCGCGGUACCUCCGUCUGCUGCUGCGCAAGGAAGGAUACAACUUCAACACCUCUGCAGAGUUCGAGGUCGUUCGUACUGUCAAAGAGAGAGCCUGUUAUCUGUCCCUCAACCCGCAGAAGGACGAGACUUUAGAAACAGAGAAGGCUCAGUACGUCCUCCCUGAUGGAAGCACUUUAAACAUCGGUCCGGCCCGGUUCCGAGCUCCGGAGCUGCUGUUCAGACCCGACCUGAUCGGAGACGAGAGCUCGGGGAUCCACGAGGUCCUGGCCUACGCCAUCCAGAAGUCUGACAUGGACCUCCGACGCACACUGUUCUCCACCAUCGUGCUGUGUGGAGGAUCCACACUGAUCAAAGGUUUUGGGGAGCGACUACUAACUGAAGUCAAGAAGCUGGCACCCAAAGACGUGAAGAUCAAGAUCUCUGCUCCCCAAGAGAGGCUCUACUCCACAUGGAUCGGCGGCUCCAUCCUGGCAUCGUUGGACACCUUUAAGAAGAUGUGGGUGUCGAAGCGAGAAUACGAAGAAGACAGAGCACGUGCCAUCCACAGGAAGACCUUCUAGGAAGACGGCCUGCGAUUGCCCCCAGAACUGCCCUCAAAUCUCCCCCAUCAUACUGUCGGAGACUCCUGCACCUCCUGUGCAUCAUCUUUACCUGCCCCACCGCUUCUGAAGCCCCGUCAGCCUCCUGCUUCCUCCCCGCCCCUCCCCCCACCCAGAGAAACACCAUGUUCAUGUGUGGUGUUUCUGUAGUUACCUCCUUUUCAUGCACCUCCUCCUCCUCCUGCUGCUGCAGGGUGACGAUGACAUCACCCGCCACCCUGCAGACAUCCCAAACAUUCACUCACACACACACACACACACACACACACACACACACACACACACACACAGAGGGCCGUCAGGGUUCAUGAGAGGGCAGCGGUGAGCACUGUGGACUCGUACUACAGGCCACGCUACGUCAUUAUUAUUAUUUAGUCCACAUUGAAGUAUUGGUAUCGCUCUCUGCCUGCGAAGCCCUGCGAGGUGUAGAAUAUCAUGACAUGUCAAUAAACCUGAAUGUUUUUUUUUUUCUUUUUUUGCUACUGUUGAAAUUUCCAUUCCAGACCGAAGACUUAGACUUUUAUUUGAUGUCACUCUGUAGAGAUUUGUCUGUUUCUGCUCGUACAGAACAGUUUGAAGUGCUGUAGAAACGUGUAGCGAGCAGGUGUGACACUGAACAGAACCACUGUAUCAGAACCAUCUGGCCCCAAAGUGCACAAAGCUAAACACGGUUUAAUUUCUCCUCCACGAGUCGAAUCUAAGUGUCUGUUUCUGCAUCAACAUGACAUCAUCUGUUUGUGUUGGCGAGGAAUGUUGAGUCAGCUUUUUGUGUCAGCUGACCGGAUUAAAACAAAAUGGAGAGAAAUGCCGUCUUUUUUUUUUUUUCUUUUUUUUUUGAGUACAUCAUUUGGUUCCACGUUUACAGCAGUCGGUGCACUGAGAGGAGAAAUCUGGUGUUUUUUCAGCCUGGGUCUGUUUUCCGCCUCAACACACCUGCUUCCAUUCAUAGAGAGAAACAAAAAUAAGAAAUAAUGCCCAGAUUGUUCCAAACCUAAAAGUUAACUGGAUCUAUUCCAGGCGAGACUCGUCCAACUUUCAGGCCUCGUUCGGUAGUUUUUGUGUACGAUCAGACGGACGCGAGUGAAAACAGCUUCAGCGCUUCACGUUCCCUCCGGGUCUUGUUUUGAGACGAUUGAUUUCAUGAUUUCACUGUAUUUUUUCUAAAAAAAGAUGAAUGUUGCGAUUGUAUUUAGGCUUUUUCAAUCAUUUGAGACUUUUUCUUCUAAACUUCUUUCUUUAUCACAAACACCAAGCGAUAUUUACACGACACUAAUGUGAGCACUUCUCCUCCGCAUUACAUUUGGCUCACCUCGGAUCUGAUGUGGUUUGUUUGGUUUUGUCUGCUGUCGACGUCCUCGGGAUGAUUUCCAGUUGCAAAUUGUUUAUCAAUCGAUGACUUUGAUCUGUAUUUGUAUCUUUACAACCAAACACAAGGAAGGUUGACAGGGAGCUGCUGCGAUUGGUGAAACUUCUCUGAUUGCUCAAAUUUGUGACAAAGUCUAAUUUGUGAGGUGGAACAGAAUCCUUCAAUCUUAAACCCAAAGACACAACGAACAGCAGCAGCUCCUCAUGUAACGAGCGAACACCAGUAAAUGUUUAGUUGUUUUGUUGUUGGUGCUUGAAACGAUUAAUUUAGUGUUAAUAUAGUUGCUGAUUAAUCUUCCAGUCGAUUGAUUAACUCGUUAAUCACCCUGUUGUCUCAGCGCCAGUCGCCGCAUGCUGAUCAGGAAGUACAUGAUGAGUGUUAGUUCAGCAGAACAUCAGUUUUUCAUUUUCAUGUGUUUAGAAAUGAGUUGACAGCGUUAGAAGUUUCCUGAACACUUCGAACUUCAACACAGGCGAAGAGUUUAAAGUUAUUCUGGGUCCGAACCGGUUCUAAUGUUGAGACCCAGGUUGAAAAACGCUGGAUUUGUUCCUGUGAAUGUUCUUGUUUCAUCCCCUCGUGUCUGGUUGAAGCUUCACUCAGAUGCAUGUCGGAUCAGAACCUCAUGUACAAUCGAGCCGGACUCUGGAGUCUGGAUGUUCACACCGAGAGGCCACAGAGAGCCAACAUGGCUGAUGAUGAGUUUUUGUAUUCUCCUCCUCCUCCUCCUCCUCCUCCUCCUCCUCCUCCUCCCUCUCUAUGUACUAGCAACAGUCUGGAUCUUAUGAUUUCCUGCGUCUUCGGUGGCAGUGAAGGGGUCGUGUCCACGCCUGUGUCCGCCUUACUCCAGAGCGUCUGCGCCGGAGCGUCCUCGUCGUCUGCUUCUGGGUGUUUUUAAAAAAAACAAAGGUUGUCAAACGUCAUCAGCCUCGUGUACAGUGGAGCAACACCAACAACACAAACCAUCAGAUAACAGACUAAAAAUGUACAAACUGUUUAUUCAAGUGUUUGCUUUUACUUUUCGUAAAUUCAAUAUAAUAAAUAAGUUAAUGGCUGCUG
Molecule: messenger RNA, 3754 nt
Organism: Acanthopagrus latus (yellowfin seabream)
Lineage: Eukaryota; Metazoa; Chordata; Actinopteri; Spariformes; Sparidae
Gene: actr1
Product: actin related protein 1, centractin
Exons: 11
Coding region: 163-1293 (376 amino acids)
Source: RefSeq, a predicted model, not a curated record